GCUCAUCUGUCAUCAUUUCUGAUCUUCUUCCAUUCUAUUCUGUCUGGUUUGCUCUGUGUCUGUCUUACUCUCCUCUACUCCCUCACGGUAUAACUAAGACCAAUGACGAGGAAGGUCUCCAAUUUCUCGGAUCUGAUCCAAAGGGUCACCGCCUCUUGCUUGCUCCACCCGCUCGCCGAUACACGCUAUGACUCUUCCGGCGACAAGGACGAAAAUCUCCUCUACGAAUCUGAACCUAACAAGGACGUCGAUGAAGAUGGGGAAGCCGACAAGGACAGCGAAGACGAGGAAGAAGACGAAAUCGACGACUGCGAUGAAGGAAAAAUGGCCAGUCUCAAGGCAUUGGGGGAGAAGAAGAAGUUGAAGCAGAUGGAGUCACUACUGGAGGAGGUGUUCGAAGCCGUAUCGGCGAUGAAGAGAUCGUAUGUGAGCUUGCAGGAGGCACAUUGCCCGUGGGACCCGGAGAAGAUGAGGGUUGCUGACGUGGCAGUGGUGGCGCAGCUGCGGAAGCUCGGGGUGCUUCGUGAGAGGUUCCGGCGGCGGCGUGGAGUCGACGAGAAUGGUAGGAGGAGGGAAGUGCGGCGGAGGGCGACGGGAUCUCUGAGAGAGGUGGUGGCGCCGUACGAGGCGGUGGUGAAUGAUCUAAUAAAGGAAGUGAAGGCUAAGGAUUUAGAGGUUCAUAGUCUGAAAGAGAAGCUUGAUAAUGUGGUUACUCUCUCGAGCAAUGGUGGUGGAAAGAAGGUUGGGAGAUCUCAGUCUAAAAGGAAGCUUGGAAUCAGUCAGAUCCAAGCAGUUGCAGCAACCCCAUCUCCAGAACUCUUUGAAACAGCAAUGUUGCAAGUAAGAGAAUCAUCAAAGUCCUUCACAUCUCUUCUUCUCUCUCUAAUGCACAAUGCACAUUGGGAUAUUACAGCUGCUGUUAGAUCCAUUGAAGCCGCCACAGCUAGUGCCACUGAAGAAAGUUACAAUCCCUCAGCCAUCACCAUUGCCACAUCCAUUGUCUCAGCUCACCAUGCCAAGUAUGCCCUAGAAUCCUAUAUUUCCCGGAAAUUCUUCCAAGGAUUCGACCACGAAACUUUCUACAUGGAUGGAAGUCUCUCUUCCCUCCUCAACCCAGAUCAAUUCAAGCGUGAUUGCUUCACCCAGUAUCAUGACAUGAAGUCUAUGGAUCCUACUGAGCUCCUUGGGAUCUUACCAUCAUGUCACUUUGGCAAAUUCUGCUCCCAGAAGUACCUUGCCAUUGUCCACCCCAAGAUGGAGGAGUCUUUGUUCGGAAAUUUGGAGCAACACCAGCAGGUUUCGACCGGGAGCCAUCCCAGGAGUCAGUUUUAUAAUGAGUUUUUAGGGGUGGCCAAGGCUGUUUGGCUGCUUCAUUUGCUGGCAUUCUCGCUCAAUCCUGCUCCAAGUCAGUUUGAGGCAAGUCGUGGUGCUGAAUUUCAUUCACAGUAUAUGGAGAGCGUAGUGAGAUUUUCCGGUGGGCGAGUGCCGGCCGGUCAGAUUGUAGGCUUCCCGGUUAGCCCUGGAUUCAAGCUUGGAAAUGGAUCUGUAGUCAAGGCUAGGGUUUAUUUAAUUGCUAGAGCAUGAGGUUUUCCCUGUCGGGAUAGUGUUUCAGAAGAGCUAAUGAAGUGAUAAAGACAUCCGCCUCGUAAGGGCUGCUUAGAUUAGUACUGAUGUAAUAUCAAAACCAUGAAGUUAUGUUACUGAUUUUAAGGGGAGUUGACUUGAAACUGCUCA
Molecule: messenger RNA, 1734 nt
Organism: Prosopis cineraria
Lineage: Eukaryota; Viridiplantae; Streptophyta; Magnoliopsida; Fabales; Fabaceae
Product: protein GRAVITROPIC IN THE LIGHT 1
Exons: 2
Coding region: 103-1584 (493 amino acids)
Biological process (GO): negative gravitropism; response to red or far red light
Source: RefSeq, a predicted model, not a curated record